AUUGCUACAAAUUCUCAAGUGUAGGAUCCUUCUUGUUGUUAACCAGCAGCAGUUCACUGGGUGCAUACUAAUAGUUCUCAUCACGUGCAUCGCGACGCCGCGGAGGCUUGGCGUAAACUUUUAUGUUGGGGCAGCGCGCCGGACCACCACCAUCUCGACGGACAUCCCAUCUCCAAUUCCAAUUCCCUCAUUUUCGUUUCUUCAUUUCCCUCUUUGAUCUGCAGUCAUGUCGGGCAUGUUCUCUCGCCAAUUGUGGCGCACCAGCCGCCUCGCCCUCCGAUCCAACAAGUACAGCAACCCCGUCCAGCAAGCUCUCGGAGCCCAGGGCACCAGCAGAUAUGUCAACGGCGUGAGGAAUUAUGCUGCCGUUUUCCAGCGGGACAAGCCGCACGUCAACAUUGGUACCAUCGGUCACGUCGAUCACGGAAAGACCACUCUCACAGCCGCCAUCACGAAGCGCCAGGCAGAGAAGGGCAUGGCCAAGUACCUGGAGUACGGCGCCAUCGAUAAGGCCCCUGAGGAGCGGAAGCGUGGUAUCACCAUCGCCACGGCACACAUCGAGUACUCGACCGACAAACGCCACUAUGCCCACGUCGACUGCCCGGGUCACGCCGAUUACAUCAAGAACAUGAUUACUGGUGCUGCCAACAUGGAUGGCGCCAUCAUUGUCGUUGCCGCUUCCGACGGACAGAUGCCCCAGACGAGAGAACACUUGCUGCUUGCCCGCCAGGUCGGUGUCCAGAGAAUCGUCGUCUUCGUCAACAAGGUCGAUGCCAUUGAGGACAAGGAGAUGUUGGAGCUUGUCGAGAUGGAAAUGAGGGAACUUCUCUCCUCGUACGGUUUUGAGGGUGACGAGACCCCUAUCAUCAUGGGCUCGGCUCUGUGCGCCAUUGAGGGACGUGAACCCGAGAUUGGCGAGAAGAAGAUCGAUGAGUUGCUUGAGGCUGUCGAUACCUGGAUUCCCACUCCGGAGCGUGAUGUCGACAAGCCAUUCCUCAUGGCCGUUGAGGACGUCUUCUCCAUUGCCGGCCGUGGUACCGUCUGCUCUGGUCGCGUUGAGCGCGGUGUCCUGAAGAAGGACUCUGACGUCGAGCUUGUCGGAAAGGGUGUUGCCCCCAUCAAGACCAAGGUCACCGAUAUCGAGACCUUCAAGAAGUCCUGCGACGAGUCCCGCGCCGGUGACAACUCUGGUCUCCUUCUCCGUGGUGUCAAGCGUGAGGACGUCAAGCGCGGUAUGGUUGUUGCCAUUCCCGGAACCGUCAAGGCCAGCAAGAAGUUCCUGGUCUCCAUGUACGUCCUGACCAAGGAGGAAGGCGGCCGUCACACGGGCUUCGGCGAGAACUACCGUCCCCAGAUGUUCAUCCGGACUGCCGACGAGUCAGCACACCUGAGCUGGCCCGAGGGUGUGGAGAAGGACAAGCAGGUCAUGCCCGGCGACAACGUCGAGAUGGUCUGCGAGCUGCACCAGCCGCACGUCGUUGAACCCGGCCAGCGCUUCAACAUGCGUGAAGGUGGCCGCACCGUCGCGACCGGCCUUGUCACCCGCAUCCUUGAGUAAAUGCCAAAAUUGGAGCAUCUGUUCAUGAUUUUGUAAGGUUACGCCUACCGCCGGACUCGCCUUCUCGGACUGUAAGAUAAGUAAGAUAUGGCCGGGAGCUUCUUGUACAUUAUUUGGAACUGUGCAUACCCGCUCUCCGCUUUUCCAUGAUGUUUUUGCACAUGGAUUGUACUUUAGACACUUGUGCGGGAUGGGAUCUAGAAGUGCGGUUUGGAAGGCGUUAAGAGUCUUACUUGGGCGGAGGAAGAAGAUAGAUUAUCUAAUGACUUCUUACAUGCCUU
Messenger RNA from Westerdykella ornata, 1839 nucleotides. RefSeq names its product translation elongation factor Tu. Gene Ontology annotation, biological process: mitochondrial translational elongation. Gene Ontology annotation, cellular component: mitochondrion. The transcript has 3 exons. The coding region runs from base 227 to 1558 and encodes 443 amino acids. Gene Ontology annotation, molecular function: translation elongation factor activity; GTPase activity; GTP binding. NCBI's taxonomy places the organism in Eukaryota, Fungi, Ascomycota, Dothideomycetes, Pleosporales, Sporormiaceae. The record is from RefSeq and is a predicted model, not a curated record.